CUGGGUGUUUUAUGUCUGCGUCACAACAAGUCGCUCGGUGGAGAGAGGCAGGGGUGAGGAUGGUGAUGAUGAUGAAGAUGGCGUCUCUGGCGGUUUGAUACAGGAGAGGCUGCUCUCGCAGAUACUCCGAUAUAUAUUUAUAUAUAUUUUUCAAAAAGGAGCAUCGUGUGUGGUUGGAGGACGGCUAAAGUACAGAGACGGACGGACCGUCGCCGUCUUCUUCCUCCGUCCUCUUCCUCCUCGCUGACGGAUUGACAGACAGGGGCGUGCGUCACGUGCACGCACACCAAACACUUUUUCUCGGCAGACGCGUGCAGCGGCGAUCCACAUGAUGCAGCCUGCGUGACCCCGACGGGAAGGAAGGAGUUCCACUUGACAGCAGCAGAGCACGGCUGCCUCUCCUUCUCAGGAUGGGGGGAGUCAGCGAGGGAGAUGACGUGCUGGCGAGAUGGAGUGAUGGGCUCCUCUACCUGGGCAAUGUGAAGAGGGUGGACGGAGUCAAGCAAUGCUGUCUGGUCAGAUUUGAGGACAACUCCGAGUUCUGGGUCCUGAGAAAAGACAUCCAUUCCUUCGCAGCCGGAGUGGAAGAAGUUUGCUGUAUUUGCGACGCUCCGCCCCUUAAAGAACCCCUCAUAAAUUGUCUGAAAUGUCGCCACGGUUAUCAUCCCGAGUGCCACACGCCAACCAUCGAGCCGGAAGCUGACAGCGAUUCCUGGAUAUGUCGGCAGUGUGUCUUUGCCGUCGCCACCAAGAGAGGUGGCGCCAUCAAACGUGGCCGCUUUGCCCGCCUCAUGCAGUUCAUGAAGCUGAGGCUCCCCUAUCAGCUGACGUCGCUGGACUGGGAUGCGCAGCAUCUGUCCAAUCAGCAGCAGUGUUACUGCUACUGUGCUGGACCCGGCGAGUGGAACCUGAAGAUGCUGCAAUGUGGAAGUUGUGGUCAGUGGUUCCACGAGGCCUGCACUCAGUGCCUAACCAAGCCUCUACUGUACGGGGACAGGUUUUAUCAGUUCCAGUGCUCAGUGUGUACAAAGGGCCCGGAGACGGUCAAAAGACUCCCUAUGACCUGGGUGGAUUUGGCUCACUUGGUGCUCUACCAUCUCUCCCUGUGCUGCAAGAGGAAGUACUUUGAUUUUGACCAUGAAAUCUUGUCCUUCACCAACGAGAACUGGGACUCGUUGCUGCUGGGCGCGCUCUCCGACACGCCGAGGCAAGACCGCUGUCACAGCCUCCUCAACGCGCUCAACUCCCACAAGGACAGGUUCGUCUCCGGGAAGGAGAUCAAGAAGAAAAAGUGUCUUUUCGGGCUUCAGGUACGAGCUCCGCCGCCGCUGACGUCCGACUCGUCACCACUCAUCACCGAGCCGCCAAUCAACAUCUCGCACCGCAGAAGCCCGCUGUCGCUACCCUGCCAGAGGAGGUCGGGGGGACCGGAGUCUCGUAAAUCAAAGCGCCGCAUCAUGGAGACACAGGCUUGUCCGCCCCCGGUUUCAUCCAAGCCCAUUGAGCUGCUGCCCUGUUGCCAUGGCUACAUGGGAGGGGAUGGCCUAUACACCCCCGGGAAGUCAGGGGAAGAGCUGAACCUGAGCUCUGCCCCAAAGCGGAUGUAUGCUCUGUACCACACCACUUACAACGGAAACAGCACACUCUCCAGGGGUCUCCAUCACUACAACAGCGUGGACGACACCUGCAGAGUACCGCCCCCCUGCUUCCCUUACCCCCUCAACUCCAGUGACGGUCUCCACCACCAGCACCUUCACCCGCACCAUCACAGCCACCAGCACCAGCCGGGACACAAGCAGCUGGACCCCAUCCACCUACGAGACCUGCCCCCUUACCAGGCAACUGCCGGUGGAGGGGGGGGCGUGACUGGAGGUGGAGCAGGCGGGAUCGGCGUCGGAGGUGGUGACAGUGGGACUGUGGCCCGGAGCUGGGGCGGAGGCGAAGCGGUGAGAAUCUUGGCGAGGCGGGUGACACUGGAAGGGAAGGUGCAGUACCUCGUGGAGUGGGACAACGUGAGCUUGUACCGAGCGUGAAGCGGACACGCGGACUGUUUUGUAGUCAGAAAGCGGUGCCAUUGUUUGGAAUACAAACACAAUGAAAAGACGAAAAAAAAAAAAGCCACAUCCAAAUCCAGGUUGCUCUCAUCGUGUCAUCUCAGCCGCACAUCCUUAUAACCUCACUACUCUUGAGUAAAUGUUCCUCUUGCUGGUGUUUCUCUUCUAUUUGUACUGUUAACUUUGGAAUAUGCCUUUGCAUCUGCCAUCUUUUACAAUGAGAAGAUGCAUUUAAACCUCCAGCUGCUUUAAGUCGCCUCCAGUGGAGAACUGUACCACCUGAAACUGCCUGGGAAGCAAAGCAUCAGUGAGCUUUAAGUCAAAGGCCUUUGAGUCUGGUAACACCACUGUUGACCUCAAGGGGCAGUGUUUAGCCGCUUGAUAAUAAAAUGGUAGUUAUUGUUAAAUUUGAAUUGCUCAAAUGCAUCAUCUUUCAUUAUCGAUUGUGAGUAAUGGUGGUAAUUAAUAAGCUAAAUCACCAAUUGCAGAAAUAUUUAUGAAAAAAAUAAAUAAAACGGGGGUUGGCUAAUUGAAAGCAACAUUUAAAAAAAUGACUUUUUUCAAUUUCAAUUAAAGACAAGUCACCCGGAGGUUUACAUCCAUUUUCUCAUUGAAGUACGUCAUUAAGAGACUGUAGAUGACUAAUAUUUGACACAUUUUUUCAUACAUAAUUUUACAUUCAGUCUAAUGUACGUGUAAGUCAUUUUUACAGCUUGUGUCACACAGCAGCCACAUUAUAUUACUGUUACGGAAAUGCUUUAUUUUCCUUAAAUUUGUUUAUUACUCGUGGCUUUGGGUCGGACAGUCGCCAGUCAGACAGCAGCGGCGAUAACGAAUACAACACAUUCCAAAUUAGCAACAACAAAGUACAAAUAUUUCAGUUUGGGGGAAAGUAUGUUUUCAAGUAAGUUCUUUCGUAUUUGUCCUGUUUUGCUGUCCUGUGAAGCUGAGAGUCACAGUAAAGAUUGUCGACCACACUGCGGGCCUUGUUAUUCUACCAUCAGAGCAUCUAAUGUUCGGAUUUAACAAAAUGUAUUGAGUCACGUUCGCGUUUGCUGCGACACCCUCUGUUGCCAAACAGGCUCAAUUCAAUCAAUGGAGGGGUGCCCAAAAUGUGGCCCUUUUUUAUUGGAUCUUGGCACAAUGUGGGGGACAAAAAUGAAUUAAUCAUAAAUGAGAUACAAUAUAUUAUUUGAAACUACACUAAUUUGCUUUGCCACCCAAGCUAAGAUGUGGAUGCUUUGUUCAGAUAGCUUGGCAUACAUUUACCUGCUGUACACUGGAUUGGUUUUAGCAUCUUUAGUGCACAAAUGUAUCCAUUACUGGCUGGAACACCUGGACACCCCUGGUUAUAGGUUUGAAGAACACACCCCCAUGUUUGAGGGUUAAACUGUCUUUUUAGGUAAAUUUGCUACCUAAUGUUCUCAAGUACUGUCGAGCUCCUCCUAUGUUUUUCAUGUUAGAAAUAGAAGUGUGGGAGUUUUUAUAUUUUAGACAUUUUUGAGCAAAGUAACUAGACUCAGAGUUUAUAUUUUAUACAAAAGGUUUAUUUCAGCACUCGGUGUUUUCUUUGGUUCCUUCAUCACUGGCUGUUGAUUAAACAAGGGGAAACUUGGAUUAGCCAAUCCCAAUGCAGGAUACUGAUGAUGUUGCAUUACAUCCCCUGAAGUGACUUUGACUGUACCCUAUUAGAAAGGGAAAGGGGCAAUGGUGAUGAAUGUAUUUUGUGUCUUUUUCUAUGGUAUGUUUGUACCCGUCAAGUGGUCGUUUUAGGUUGUUUUCUGGCCAGAUAGUUUGUAACAUCAAAAUAUGAGGAAAGAAAGACACCGGGAGUCUUUUCUUUAAUUCAUUGUUUUUGAUUGGCACUUAAGUUUGGUGUAUUUUUGGAUGUUUUUUUUUUCAAGAAACUACCUUUCCAUUUGUGUUCUCACAGCUGACACGCCACUGACAUAUGUAACAAAAAUAAUAAAUG
Molecule: messenger RNA, 4026 nt
Organism: Dunckerocampus dactyliophorus (ringed pipefish)
Lineage: Eukaryota; Metazoa; Chordata; Actinopteri; Syngnathiformes; Syngnathidae
Gene: phf1
Product: PHD finger protein 1
Exons: 15
Coding region: 411-2033 (540 amino acids)
Biological process (GO): chromatin organization; regulation of DNA-templated transcription
Cellular component (GO): nucleus
Molecular function (GO): chromatin binding; DNA binding
Source: RefSeq, a predicted model, not a curated record